Zerene cesonia (dogface butterfly) is the source of this 1257-nucleotide messenger RNA. RefSeq lists its product as uncharacterized. Gene Ontology annotation, cellular component: membrane. The transcript has 5 exons. NCBI's taxonomy places the organism in Eukaryota, Metazoa, Arthropoda, Insecta, Lepidoptera, Pieridae. The record is from RefSeq and is a predicted model, not a curated record. Gene Ontology annotation, molecular function: phosphatidylinositol bisphosphate binding. Bases 178 to 1074 code for a protein of 298 amino acids.
CUUAGAAAGUCAACCUUUUUAACGCAGUUGCACAAGACCGCUGGUAGCCGGCAACGAUAGUCGUGAACCGUGCUCCAGGCCCGCAAUACGUGAUACUCGUGUGUGUUAACGUUGGUCCCGUUAGUGAUUUUAUCAACGCAUCAGCAAGAUUCUUAUAAAAAAGGUGCCUUCGCAAAGAUGGCAGCGACGAAGUAUUCGCAUCCCUUUUUAUAUGGAUUGAAGCCAUUUCCAGAGGGUCAUGAUGAAGAAAUCCAAGAGAUACGGGAAUGGAUGAAGAGUCAGCCGCACCUGCCAUACAUAUCAGAUGAAUUUAUUAUCCUUUUCCUGCACUCCAACUAUUACAAAGUGAAGGAAACCCAGGACACAAUUGAAUGCUACUUCACUUUACGGUAUAAUACUCCAGACCUGUUCACGAACCGGGACCCUUUGAUGCCAAAGAAUCAAGUGAUUUUGGAUAUCGCGCAUAUGGCCGCGCUUCCCAAAUUGACACCCGAGGGAUAUCACAUCCUCCUAUACAGACUGGCAGAGACAGAUUAUAGCAAAUUAUGUUUCGCAGACGCUGUACGAGUGUUCUGCAUGUUUAAUGACAUCAAGCUGUCUGACGAUAAACUCUCUGAGGGAUAUAUUGUUAUCUUUGACAUGAAGGGAUGCAGUUUGGGACAUUUGACUAGAGUUACGUUGCCUGCGCUCCGAGCUUUUAUGCAAUAUAUUCAAGGGGCCCAUCCGGCUCGUCUAAAAAAGAUUCACGUAGUGCAUACUGUAUCUUUCAUAAACCAAGUGAUGUGUCUGGUCAAACCACUAAUUCACUCUAACCUCUACAACCUCCUCAACUUCUCGUCGGAAGGACCAGCGUCUGUCGUUGACCUAGAAUACCUGCCAGAAGACUAUGGUGGUCCUUUACGACCAGUAAAGGAUCUACACGAGGAACAGAGAAGGAGCAUGGAGACCGAUUACAGGGAGUGGCUUAUUGAAUCGGAGAUAUUCAAAACUGAUGAGAAGAAGCGAAUCAAGAAACCAAGCAGAGGUUUGUUCGCGUCUCUGACUAGUAGCUUUAAGGGACUAGAUAUCGAUUGAUUUGUGCAAUGUAUAUGUAUACGUCUGUGUUAGGAAAUAGACGUAAUUAUAGGCGCUUCUUUUUGUUAUUGUUUUAUAGGAAUAUGUUGGUAAUGAAUUUAAAAGCGACUGUCGAUAUAACUCCGUAUUAUAACUUUUGUAACAUUGUUCUCUUAUUUUAUAAUGUAAAAAAUCAACAAAGGA